Mycosarcoma maydis (corn smut) is the source of this 1626-nucleotide messenger RNA. RefSeq lists its product as uncharacterized. Gene Ontology annotation, biological process: positive regulation of ubiquitin protein ligase activity; anaphase-promoting complex-dependent catabolic process; positive regulation of anaphase-promoting complex-dependent catabolic process. Gene Ontology annotation, molecular function: protein binding; anaphase-promoting complex binding; ubiquitin ligase activator activity. NCBI's taxonomy places the organism in Eukaryota, Fungi, Basidiomycota, Ustilaginomycetes, Ustilaginales. The transcript is spliced from 2 exons. The record is from RefSeq and is a predicted model, not a curated record. Bases 1 to 1626 code for a protein of 541 amino acids. Gene Ontology annotation, cellular component: anaphase-promoting complex.
AUGGACUCUCCUCUCAAGGAUGUCUCUGCAAACCUUCGCGAUAUGAAGCUCGGUACAUCGCCCAGCAAGAGCGGUGGGCUCAAAGCAAACUCGGCACGCUUAGGACUCUCUCGAAAAGAUCGGCUGGACUCUGUGCCGUCUGCCUCUGCUGAUCUCAAAGUGGGAAUCACGAGAGACUGGCAGGGUCCAGAUAAGGCUCUGAAGCCCAAGGUUGCAGCAAGUAUUUCUCGUGGAGACAGAUACAUCCCAAACCGCGAACUCAAACGAUCAACAACACCACACUCUCAUGCCGACGCUGACGGAGACACGAUACGUUCGCAAAUGUCGGGCGACGCUACCGACCCCAACAUUGCAGCCAACAUCGCAGCGGCCAGUGCGAACCCGACCGAUCUGGACGGACACCCAUCCUUUGAAGAUUCGGUCUCUGCAGAAACGGGACAACGAAUCCUCUCGUUUUCGGCUGCACCUCCCAGUUCGUUGGCGAAUCCGGAUGUGAGGAGCCGAUAUGCCAUGACAAAGCCUAAAUCCACCUUGCCGAGCAGUCUGCAGAGCGCGGGACGUCGAAGAAUCCCCACCACGCCAGAGCGGACGUUGGACGCACCGAGCAUGGUUGGUGACUUUUAUUACAAUUUAUUGGACUGGUCUUCCACCAACAUGGUCGCGGUGGCCCUACAGACUGGUUUGUGGAUCUGGAAUGGAAAUACGGGAGACGCGAGCGCGCUGCUGGAUACGUCAACGCAGGCAGAGAAGGUGGGAGGAGGAGGAUUGAUCACGGGACUGCGAUGGGAUGCAGACGGCAACAUCCUCGCUGUCGGUUUGGAAGGAGGAUUCGUGCAAAUUUGGGAUGUCGAGAGCAGCACGCGCAUGCGAACGCUCAAACCGAGCGGCGAUGGUGGUGCAGACCACGCUUCGGUCAAUGUAGCCGCAUGGGCACCAGAUGGAACGCUCAAUGCUGGAUUCCAGUCUGGCAUCAUCCGAGAGUACGACGUUCGAGAGCGCGACGCGAUCACUCGAACAUUGGAAAAAGCCCACCACGGGCCGGUGUGUGGUAUGGAGUGGCGAUCGGACAGUGCGCUGAUGGCAUCUGGCGGAAACGACAACGUGGUCAAAGUGUGGGAUCGCCGCACAUCGGUCGCCAAGAUGCGCAAGGAAAAUCACCAGGCGGCAGUAAAAGCUCUGGCUUGGUGUCCGCACAACCUCAGCCUCCUGGCAACGGGUGGAGGAACCACCGACCGUAACAUUCACUUCUGGAACACGACGCAGAACUCUCGAACCAUGACCAUCUCGACGGGUGCUCAGAUCACUUCGCUGCAUUGGGCACCACACUAUCGUGAGAUUGUCUCGACCCAUGGAUUGGGUACGACCGAAUCGAGCAAAGGUUUGCUCAACAUCUGGUCGCAUCCACAGGGAACCAAAGUGGCCGAGAUCGAGGCGCAUGAAAAGAGGGUGUUGCACUCGAGCCUCAGCCCCGACGGCGAGGUGCUUGCAACUGUCAGUGACGACGAAGAGUUGAAGCUCUGGAGGAUCUUUGAGAAACCGCAAGAGUCGAGCAAGGCUAGCAAGGCGAGUGGCGGGUUCGGAUCGCAUAACGCUGGUGGCGGUCUCAAUGUUCGCACACUUCGCUAG